Molecule: messenger RNA, 1194 nt
Organism: Gekko japonicus
Lineage: Eukaryota; Metazoa; Chordata; Lepidosauria; Squamata; Gekkonidae
Product: prokineticin receptor 2
Exons: 2
Coding region: 1-1194 (397 amino acids)
Biological process (GO): neuropeptide signaling pathway
Cellular component (GO): membrane
Molecular function (GO): neuropeptide Y receptor activity
Source: RefSeq, a predicted model, not a curated record
AUGCGGCAGGAUGGGCAUCCUCGCGUGAACGAGACGGCCAUGAGCACGAACUUUGCCGCCAUCUACAGUCUCUACAACGGGGACUUCGACCCUUACCACAACUUCUCACUGCCCUUCAACUUCAGUUACAGCGACUACGACCUCCCCUUGGACGAGGAAGAUGAUGUCACCAAAACCCGCACCUUCUUUGCGGCCAAGAUUGUCAUCGGUGUGGCACUGAUUGGGAUCGUGCUGGUCUGCGGCAUCGGCAACUUUGUCUUCAUCGCCGCCCUGGCCCGCUACAAGAAACUGCGCAACCUCACCAACCUCCUCAUCGCCAACUUGGCCAUCUCCGACUUCAUCGUGGCCAUCGUCUGCUGCCCGUUCGAGAUGGACUACUACGUGGUGCGGCAGCUGUCCUGGGAACACGGCCACGUGCUGUGCGCCUCCGUCAACUACCUGCGCACCGUCUCCCUCUACGUCUCUACCAAUGCGCUCUUGGCGAUUGCGGUGGACAGGUAUCUUGCCAUCGUUCACCCCUUGAAACCCCGGAUGAACUACCAAACAGCUACCAUCCUCAUUGCCUUGGUCUGGAUCAUUUCUCUCAUCGUAGCCAUACCGUCAGCAUACUUUGCCACCGAAACAGUGCUUUUCAUGGUCCAGAGUCAAAAGAAGAUUUUCUGUGGACAAAUUUGGCCAGUAGACCAGCAAGUUUAUUACAAAUCCUACUUCCUCUUCAUCUUCGGUAUCGAAUUUGUGGGACCCGUCAUCACCAUGACCCUGUGCUACGCCAGGAUCUCCCGGGAGCUUUGGUUUAAAACCGUGCCGGGCUUCCAGACGGAACAAAUCAGGAAGAGGCUCCGUUGCAGGAGGAAGACAGUUUUGGUACUCAUGUGCAUCCUGACAGCCUAUGUCCUCUGCUGGGCACCUUUCUACGGCUUCACGAUUGUCCGUGACUUUUUCCCCACGGUGUUUGUGAAGGAGAAGCACUACCUGACGGCUUUCUACAUAGUUGAGUGCAUCGCCAUGAGCAACAGCAUGAUCAACACCAUGUGCUUCGUCACCGUGAAGAACAACACCAUGAAGUACUUCAAGAAGAUCAUGUUGCUCCGGUGGAGGUCUACGUAUCACGGGGCCAAGUCGAGCAUAGAGAUGGACAUCCGGACGAGUGCCAUGCCCAUCACAGAGGAGGUGGACUGCAUUAGACUGAAGUGA